Gaeumannomyces tritici R3-111a-1 is the source of this 4518-nucleotide messenger RNA. RefSeq lists its product as hypothetical. The transcript has 2 exons. Gene Ontology annotation, molecular function: DNA binding. Gene Ontology annotation, biological process: regulation of DNA-templated transcription. The record is from RefSeq and is a predicted model, not a curated record. NCBI's taxonomy places the organism in Eukaryota, Fungi, Ascomycota, Sordariomycetes, Magnaporthales, Magnaporthaceae. Bases 595 to 4347 code for a protein of 1250 amino acids.
GUCAAUUCGAAGGGCGUGCACAACAAACCCCUGUCGGUGUCAUUGAGUUCCUCUUCUCUCCCCGCCACAGGUCGUGACUCCUUUUUUCGGAGCCGACAGAGAGGACGGCAUCAGCUCGCUGUCGGUUGACCUGGGGCAUUCAUGUGUUUUUCUUCUUGUUCCCGCCCUUUUCUUUUUCUUUUUAUAUCUCGAUCCUGAGGAAUCAUCUUCUCUUCUUCCAUUUCUCCGUAUCCUCAGGCCUCGACCUGCUUUUGUUUACACAAGUUGGCGUCUGUCCUGUCCUGGAGCGCUGGCUGUGGACAAGGGGGGUGAUGUCUAUCGUCUGUCUUUAUACUUGACCUGCCCCUUCCAGACGAACGCUUCGAAGGGCGUCCCCUGCCAUCAGCUACUGCCUCCAUACUACCCUGGAGUCGUCUCCCAUUGGUUCGUGUGCCUGGGGAGUCGACAAACUUAGUCUUUCCGACUUUUCAUCACUCGGCUCUUUGACAUCCAAGGGCGCGCCUCUUCCUGCCAUCUUUUACCUGUAUUCAGGCCUGACGCAGCCUCCCAACCCGCAAGGGCGUGUCUUGAGCCCGCCCUCUCCACCCGCGCCCUAUGCCGGUUGUGCCCGAGGAGACCGCCUCAGAUCUUGCAAUGGACGAGUUCAUCGACUGGGACAAGGCCGGGUCCCCGGCACUGGCCGGCGGCCUUGGCCUCGACAUGCCUCGGCCCCAGCCACACAUAGGCAGCGACCCUGACAUGGACCUCCUGUUUUCGAACGUCAACGGAGACGACUUCUCCUUCUGGGCCCUGGAGCACUUUGCCAACUCGGCCAACUCGGCCAACGCUCUCCCCGCCGACGACCUCCUCGCUUCCAUUGGGCCCCAAACAAUGGCCCCAGAAGGGCCAGACCUUCCCGAGUCUCCGUGCUUCCAGUGCCGCUUGCAUGGGUACUCGUGCAAAACGAUCCACGAGGGUAAAUACAAGGGCUAUUGUACCAGUUGCGUCGCCCUCCGCGUUGGCUGCAGCCAGGCCUUCGACAUGGGCCAAGGUGCUUGGCCUCCCAACGAGAAUUUCCCCCUGAACCCCUGGCCGGUCGCUGGAGACCAUCCCAACGCCAUCUUCCAGCCCAUGACAAGCAUAUCGUCGUCUGUGCCAGAUAUGAUGGCGCCGCCGACAACGUCACUGUCCUCACUCUCCGAGGCGUUGCCAGCCGUCCCGAACCCCGGCACCUCCGCAUCUUCCUCCCAGCCCCCUACUCAGCCCCCUACCCCCGGGCCAGGAAAAGUUGGGGCACGCCUCUCUAAAGAGGCUGUGCGCAUCUUGAAGAACUGGUAUUCGACUCACAGCCGACAUCCCUACCCGAGCGACGACGAAAAGGAGUCGCUGCAGCGCCUCACCGGGCUGAGCAAGCUGCAGAUCAGCAACUGGCUCGCCAACUAUCGGCGCCGGAGCAAGUACACCCAGCCCCGCUCUACAUCACCCAAUGUCCGAAGCCACUCGAUUCUUGGGAGCAUAGAAAUACCACGCAGACGGGGCACACCGUCACCCCUCGACAUUCGCGGGCCCACGACGUACGAGGACCUGAAUCCGCUGCAGCGUUGGCAGGUCUCUCCACCCGAGAACGAGCCUGCCUCUGCCACAGAUAUUGCCAGGGCCAUCUCGGCGUCUUCUGGCGUGUCGUCGGGGCUCGGCAGCCCCUUCAGCGCUCCGUACACGGACGACGGCUCUGGGAGGUCCCAGGGCCACCCCUCGUCGGCAAGCAGCCUGGGCACGUCGCGCAGCAGUGGCGGGUCGCUUGCUUCGGCCUUCUCGUUUGGCUCGCGCAACUCGCUCGGAUCUCUGGGGUCGCUGCCGCGUGGCAGGCGCCGCAGGAGGAAGCGGCCGGCGGCUACCGGCCCCAGCGGCUCCAAACGUAUCCCUCUAUCUCAGCCUCUCAAGACCUUCCAGUGUACUUUCUGUACCGAAACGUUCAGGACCAAGCACGACUGGGGUCGGCACGAGAAGUCCCUCCACCUCUCCCUCGAGCGCUGGGUCUGCUGUCCCAAGGGGGCCAAAGCGUUCAACCAGGAGGCGAAGCAGAUCCAGUGCGUGUUCUGUGGCGACGCAAACCCAGACGAGGCGCACCUGGACACGCACAACUUUGCGCCGUGCCAGGAGAAGAGCAGGGACGAGCGGACCUUCUACCGCAAAGACCAUUUGAGGCAGCACCUGAAGCUUGUUCACAAUGCCAAAUUCACGCCUUGGUCCAUGACGUCCUGGGAGGAAACGACAGCCGAGAUCAGGUCCCGAUGUGGUUUCUGCGGCAUCAUAAUGGAUUCUUGGAGCAUCAGGGUCGAGCAUCUGGCCGAGCACUUCAAGACGGGUAACACCAUGGCGGACUGGAAGGGAGACUGGGGUUUCGAAGGCCCCGUGCUUGACAUGGUCCAGAGCGCCAUCCCGCCUUACCUGAUUCACGAGGAGAGACUGUCGCCACUGCCGCUAAUGUCGUCGAUGGGCCCUGCGGAGAGCCCAGUGAACGCGUACGAUCUGAUAAAAUACGAGCUGAUGUACUGGGUCGAGGGUCUACACGAAGAUCCAACCGUCGAGGCGCUGCAGCUUGAAGCCUGUCGCAUAAUAUUUGGGGCAGAGGCGCUCUCGUACAAGGAUCUGUCCUCGGUUCCCUCGUGGCUGAGCGACUUGAUCAUGUCCCGGCCAGACCUGAGGGUCCAGGCCAUGAUGGGGCCCAUAAGGGGGCCGUCCGACAGCCAAAUGGGCCGCCUGACGGUUAACGGCAAGGACAACAUAUUCGACGAUUGCCCGCUGGAGAGGCAGCUGCGCGACUAUGUGAACUCGAGGAUGAUGCUCGGGUUGUGCGCCACCGAUAGUGAACUCCAGGCCGAGGCAUGCAUGAUCGUGGCCCGUAUGGAGGAAUCGACGAGCACCCCUUCCGAGAUGAUCGCCAACCUCCUCAUCAGACUCAUACAAGGAUCCAAGGCCUGGCUCGCCCCAUUUCGGCAGCGGGCGCACAUACCGAGGUCCGAGGACAUGGCAGAUGAAGACCGGCGACCGCUGGAUGGCAACAGCCUCGACUCCACCAUCCACAACUACAGCAGGCUAGAGAGAGAGCUAGCCGAAUACGCGCGGGAGCAGAUGGCGCUCGGCAUUCAGUUGCACGAUGCGGGCUUGCAGGAGAAAGCUCGCUGCAUCAUAUACGGAAGCAACGACGGCUGGAAUCAGACGGCGGCAGACAGCCCCGUGUGGCUUUCCGGCUUCAAGAAACGGCUCGGCGAGGCUGCGGCAGCCACGAACCCGCCGGCUGCUUGCACCAUGUCCGAGAUGCUCAUCGGCAGCCCGUCACCUACACGUGUCGGGGGCACACAGCAACAGCUCGGGCUUUGUCAUGUGAUGGCCCCAGGCGGCUCGUCGGGUGUCCGCAAGGUCGGGUGUGUCGGUCGGAGCAGGUCAGGCAAGCUCUUCCUGAACGACAUGAACUGCUACCGCAGGCUGGAAAGAGAACUGAGUCGGUGGGUCGGGGGCUUGAUAUCACCAAACAACCCCAACCGCCACGUGCCUACAGAUGAGGAAAUCAAGCAUCAAGCUCGGUGGAUCCUCUACGAGGACGAUGAUCCUUGGAACAACACAGCGGCAGAUAACGCCGAGUGGCUGCGACGCUUCAAGCGCGACAAUGGCCUGCUCCCAGACAGCCCUGGGCCCGGCCUGGGCGACACCAAAUCCUGGUCCAUCCAGCAGGGCGGCACCGGGUUCGCGCCGCCGUACGCCUACCCGCGGGCGGGGCGCUCCAUCACGGCGCUGACCCCGCUGGGCACCGAUGGCGACGGGGGCGGGAGUGACGGGGGCGGGAAAGUGCAGCUGACGAUACACGAGGGGGCCAAGCCGUUCGAGACGGAGCAGCGCACGGUGGACAAGUUCCUGCGCACUGCGGCGACGCGGUACCCGCCGGCGGCGGCCGUCUUUUGCUCCCGCGAGCUCGAGAGCGGGCUCGCCGAGUUCGCGCGCGCCGGCAUGCGCGCGUCGGCGACGGGCGACCUGCCCCCGGACGAGGCGCUCAGGGCCAGGGCGUGCGAGAUCCUAGAGACGGACGCGACGGCGGCCGACGACGCGGUGCUGCUGGAGAAGUUCAAGGCCAUGAUCAGGGGGGACGCGGGUCAGGAGUCUCCUCCUCCUGUCGCGGCGGCGGCGGCUGCGGCGGCCGAGGGCAUCAGCGACGACUCUGGUCUCGGGGAGGGACUGUUCCCGGUGGGGAUGGAUCUGGAUCUGGAUCUGACCAGCUUCACCAACUCGCAGAUGGACGACAUGUUUCCUGAUAUGGAUUUUGACGACGGCGGCGCGGCCUUGGCUGGGAGCCCGAGCGGGGUCUUGUUCUGAUGGCGGCUACUGUGUGGUUUUUUUGAUCAUGACCCGUUUAUGAUUUACGCGUUCAAAUAAAAACACAAGAGGUACCACGAUAUCACGAUAUAUGCGGGCCUGAAGCUGACAACAUGAAGUCAUUUUGUGAUGGUUGUGAUGGAUGCUCCUCCCCCAAGCCGUAGAGAUCAC